GGACAUAAACGGCGCAGCCGCGGUUUCCCGCACGGUACCGACGCUGUGUCGCGGCUGUUUGGUGGAAUAGUGGACAGCGGGAGGUGGGAAGUGCAGGGCCGGUUGUAAACACACCGUGAGAGACGUGCGAAGAUGCAGAACUGCGGCGGGUUCCACUCCCAACUCACCUCCAUCAUGGACAUAUUGUGCAAAGCGGCGGUGGCAGAAAUCAGCAAACUCGUGGAGGACAGUUACUGUGCGAUGCGCCUCGAAAUCCACCGCAGUCGCAGCGACAACGAGGGGCUGAAGCGGAGACUGCGCUGGCUGGAGCGCGAGCUCGUGACGGCGCGGGGGGGUGCGCCACGCGGGAGCGAGCCCGGGGAACGCGCCCACGUCCCUGUGUGUGAAGUUGAUGCCGAAGACUUUCCUCCACUGGAGCAGCAACAACCUGAACUGGAAAGCAAGAUGAGGCCUGGAUCUGUGCGAGGUGUAACGCAACACGAGGCCUUUGAGGACACGCUUGAGCCGCAGAGCACCGAGUGCAGUGAUGGAGGGCUUGGUGUCCUACAGUUUGUGGUAAAGCCUGAACAUGACGAAACGCUCCUGGUGCAGAGCCUCAGUCCAUCAGAAUCCGAACAUGAUAGAAGUGGCCUGAAGAGCCUGAGCCUUGAGUAUCCCGGUCAGGAGAGAAGCAAUCAGCUGUGGACGUCUUUUACUCAAGAGGACAGCGAUAUCGACACUGACUACUUGGACUGCUCUCACGCUGCAGAGACAUACAGUCGUCUCUCUGCUCAUACAGAGUCGCAAGCUGUCCCUGCUAGAGUGGAAGGUUCAUUAAACAGUCUGUCUUCAUUAAGGAUGUCGUGCGAUCCCACGUUUAGUACAGUAACUGUCAAAGAGGAAAUGGAAGUGAAUUGUCAAGCAAGUAAAAGCGCAUCCACCAUCGCCCACGCGAAACGGGAGCAGUUUGGAGGAAAAGCCGAGUCCAGGCAGAAGGGAAAUUCGCAAAUGGAAAAACAAAGGCGAACUGACAGAAACGCCCAGAGGUCGAGCAUGGACAUUAUUCAGAAUGAUAACAAAUGUCAUUCUGCAAAGAAGGGAAAGCCACAAAAAGCUGGCUCUGGGAAAAAAUGGUUCAUUUGCACACACUGUGGAAAGAGUUUAGCUUAUUUCAGCUGCUAUAAAGUUCACCUGCGAAGUCAUACAGGGGAGAAACCGUACAGAUGCCUUCAGUGUGGAAAAAGCUUCACUCAGCAAAGUAAUCUUACAAAACACGAGAGCGUUCACAGUGGAAAGAAACCAUUCGGUUGCUCGCAGUGUGGUAAAAGUUUCAGGCACCGCUACAAUCUGACACUACACCAGAGAGUGCAUUCAGGGGAGAAGCCGUUCCACUGUACGCUGUGUGGCAAGAGUUUUGCUCAGUCUUGUCACUUUAAACGGCACCAGCUGUGUCAUGAGGCUGACAAAUCCUACAGCUAAAAAGUGCCCCUAUGCUAAAAGGACAAGUUUUACUACACACAAAAAGCUGUUCCUCUACUCCAUAAUACCUUCAUUAGAAAAUUCAGAUUUGUAAAAUAUAUUUUUUACAUUUUAGAGCUUAAGAAAUAAGACUUGUACGUGAAUAUAUAUUGUUUUGAAUAAAAUAUACUGGUGAAGUAUACAUCAAAACUGCAUCCAGAAUUGGAGGAAAAAAGGUGACAAUCAAAAGAUGACGCAGAUGUAAAUGCGCUAAAAUGAUGUUCGCUUAAACGUCCAUGGUGGGUCGUGUAUUGACAUUUGCAACUGUGUGGGGUUUGCAUUCAGUGUUGUCAUGAGGCCAUGUUCUCUAUUUUGUUACAUAUUUGGUAGCAAAAGUUUGGUGCUCCUGAGAGUCACUAGUGGAGGGAAAAUCUGCAUGUUACACAGGUCAUUUAACAAAUUCACUACUAUAGAGGGAUGCUUGCAGAUCAUAUCUCCGUGACUAUAUUAGCUUAUAUAAAAUGUGAGCAAUAACUGAGUUCGUUGUAUCUUUUACCAUUUUCUGUGUUUUUGCACUUAUCUCAAAAUAACUGAAAUCCAUGGUCAAACGCCUGUUCAUACGCUGUCAGUUGUUCCAGAAUAAGAGAAAGAAAUUAAUAUUUUAGAUAAGAUGUUUUUGUCAUAUUCAUAACAUUCACUAUAAAUGUUUGUAGCAGGCAUUGACUCCGUGUUACUCUGUUACCCAACCUGCAUGUGUGCUGUCUCUUUUUUUCUUUUGAGAAUUCUGAAUAAAU
Messenger RNA from Scleropages formosus (Asian bonytongue), 2231 nucleotides. RefSeq names its product oocyte zinc finger protein XlCOF7.1-like. Gene Ontology annotation, molecular function: DNA-binding transcription factor activity, RNA polymerase II-specific. NCBI's taxonomy places the organism in Eukaryota, Metazoa, Chordata, Actinopteri, Osteoglossiformes, Osteoglossidae. Gene Ontology annotation, biological process: regulation of transcription by RNA polymerase II. The transcript has 2 exons. The coding region runs from base 133 to 1458 and encodes 441 amino acids. Gene Ontology annotation, cellular component: nucleus. The record is from RefSeq and is a predicted model, not a curated record.